AGAAGUCUGUGUUCGAAUAUAAAUUUUUUCACUUUUUAAAAUUUUUUACGUGUAAGUUUAACUACUAGACUAUUUGACAAAAAAAAAAUUCUAAAAAUUAUUAUGCUAUAAAGUUUCAAGUCUUACCAAUUAGAAUUUAUUUAUUUAUUGCUACACAAAUAAUAGAAUGCUUGAGGGAAAGUUAGAAUCAUCAUGAAUCAACUUGGUAUUAGCCUUUUGAUUCUCUCUAUCUUAUUCUUCCAUGUUGUUAGAUCACAAACACAAAACACACCUUCACAAGAUGAUGGUGUUUCAAAUUUCCAACCAAGCCUUGUUGUUGUCAUAGGAAUCCUAGGUCUAAUGUUUGCAUUAACAUUUGUUCUUCUAAUUUUUGCCAAAGUAUGUCAUAUGAACCCUCUUGCUAGCACAAACAAUCAUCCAACAACACUCAUGAGGUCGAGGUCACGAUUUUCGGGUAUCGACAAAACUGCGAUCGAAUCGCUUCCUUUUUUUAGAUUCUCUUCACUCAAAGGUUCAAAAGAAGGUUUGGAAUGUGCAAUAUGUUUAUCAAAAUUUGAAGACAUUGAAAUUCUAAGACUUUUACCAAAAUGCAAACAUGGUUUUCAUAUUGAUUGUAUUGAUCAUUGGCUUGAGAAACACUCAAGUUGUCCUAUUUGUAGACACAAAGUCAACCCGCAAGACGAAACAAUCUUCGCGUAUUCAAAUAGUUUAAGGAUGAUGAUAGAAAACUCGGGACUCGAAGGCGAUGAAUCGAAUAUAGAGAUCUUUGUUCAAAGAGAGGAAGAAAAUCAAUAUGGUUCAUCAAGAUUUAGUAGUAGUACUAUUGGAAGCAGCUUUAGGAAAAUUGGAAAAAGUACUUUUGUUAAGGAAGAAGAAUUGCUUAUACAAAAAAGUGAGUGUGACAACAAUAAGGUUUAUCAUAAAUACAAUCAUAAGAUUACUAUAUCUGAUGUUGUGUUCAAACAUAGAUGGAGUAAUGUGAGUUCUUCCGAUCUUAUGUUUUUGAAUUCAGAAAUGAUUAAUUCUACAUCAAGUAACAUGUUCAAGUUCAACAAUAUGGAAUCAUUUACAAGAAAUGUUGUAGAAAAUGAGAAAAUUAUGAACAUUAAGGAAGAGAUGGAGAGGAAAAUUUCAUUUGAGAGUAAAGUAAAUGCUAUUAACAAGAUUAAAUUUAAAUCGGUUUUGGAUUCCGAUGGAAAUUUGAGUAGUGAAGUAAAUCAUGUGAAUCGUGGUGAAAAAAGGUCAGUGUCAGAAAUCGUCGGAGUAUCCAGAUUUAGAGAUUUUGAUACAAAGAAAAGGGUGUUUGAAGAUUGUUGUUUGGUUGGAAACAAUGUUAAAGAGGAAAGAAUGAGGAAGCUUUGGUUUCCAAUUGCAAGAAGAACAGCUGAAUGGUUUGUGAAUAGAGAAAGAAGGUCUCAAGAACAAUCUCAUAAUAACAAAGUGCCAUUAGAAAGAUGUAUAAUCUAAGGUUCACUUUUUUGAGGUACAUAUGUUUGGUUUUAUGGUUUUGAUCAAUUUCUUCCUUUAAAAUAUAGAAGGUUUUUCUUGCAUAUAGUAUAUUGUUAAGGUUGGUACUUUGUCAUUCGGACUUCAUAAAUUCAAAUCUUUAAAAUAUUUUUGUGAAGUAAGGUUCUAUAUGUUUAUUAUCAUCAGAUCUCACUUGGUGAGAUACAAAGGUAACAAAUUCAAAUCUUGAAAUAAAUAUCUCAAUUUGAAGUAA
Cicer arietinum (chickpea) is the source of this 1720-nucleotide messenger RNA. The record is from RefSeq and is a predicted model, not a curated record. NCBI's taxonomy places the organism in Eukaryota, Viridiplantae, Streptophyta, Magnoliopsida, Fabales, Fabaceae.